UUUAUAUUUGGAUUAUGAGGUCUAUGAACACACGGAUACUACCACAACCAUGAGCAGCAACUCAGUGAUGAUGAUGAGCAGCGUGCAACAAAGGACACCCACAAAAAGAACCAAACCCAAAGAGAAGCACACCAAACCCAUCAAGGUAGUGUACAUAUCAAACCCCAUGAAGAUCAAGACCAGUGCUUCAGAGUUCAUGGCCCUGGUGCAAGAACUCACCGGCCAGGACGCUGAAUCGCCACCUGACCCUUCAAGAUUCAACUACGACGACCCUAAUCAGAUGGUGGAGAAGAUCAUUGACCAUGAUGAAAAUGAUCUUGUUGACCUCGUGGUGCCAGCUCCACCGUUGGAUCCUACUUAUCAAGGGCACAACUCUAACUCGUUUGAGAGUUUUGAGCCGUUUGAUGAUGUUGAUGAUGGUGUUUUCACUCCUCAGAUGCUGGAGAAUAUUUCAGCUCUGCUUCCCCCAACUGUUUUCUACGACCCUCAUGAGUGGUGAUGCUGAUGCUGAUUCUGAUUCUGAUGCUCAUGAUGCGCUUGCAGUGUACUGUAACUAUAAUUAGUUAUUCUCAAUCUGUAAGGUCGAGUUUCUUAGGCUUAUAACUGUUUUCAAUUGUUCAUUGCGGAUUAUUAAUAUGUCAGAUCCAUAUAUGUAUUGCUUGUUAAUUUGUAAGUAUUAAUUAAUUUUAUCAUUACUUUAUGCAA
Messenger RNA from Lotus japonicus, 705 nucleotides. Its product is annotated as sigma factor binding protein 2, chloroplastic. The transcript has a single exon. The coding region runs from base 50 to 499 and encodes 149 amino acids. Lineage: Eukaryota; Viridiplantae; Streptophyta; Magnoliopsida; Fabales; Fabaceae. The record is from RefSeq and is a predicted model, not a curated record.